Sorex fumeus (smoky shrew) is the source of this 1406-nucleotide messenger RNA. It is a transcript of the gene FDFT1, whose product is annotated as farnesyl-diphosphate farnesyltransferase 1. Lineage: Eukaryota; Metazoa; Chordata; Mammalia; Eulipotyphla; Soricidae. The record is from RefSeq and is a predicted model, not a curated record. Gene Ontology annotation, molecular function: squalene synthase [NAD(P)H] activity. The transcript is spliced from 8 exons. Gene Ontology annotation, cellular component: endoplasmic reticulum membrane. The coding region runs from base 84 to 1337 and encodes 417 amino acids. Gene Ontology annotation, biological process: cholesterol biosynthetic process; farnesyl diphosphate metabolic process.
CCCGCGGGCCGGCUGGCCGCCGUGUCCACGCCGCGCGCCGCAGGUGAGUCCGAGCUCUGCCCGCCGCCUCCGCCGCCGCCGCCAUGGACUUCGUCAAGUGCCUGAGCCGCCCCGAGGAGUUCUACAACCUGCUGCGCUUCCAGAUGGGCGGCCGGCGGAAGGUGAUACCCAAGAUGAACCAGGACGCGCUCAGCAGCAGCAUGAAGACAUGCUACAGGUAUCUGGAUCAGACCAGCCGCAGCUUCUCGGCCGUCAUCCAGGCGCUGGACGAGGAGCUGCGCCAUGCUGUCUGCAUAUUCUACCUGGUGCUCCGGGCUCUGGACACAGUGGAGGAUGACAUGACGAUCCCCAUAGACUGGAAGGUCCCCAUGCUGCAGAACUUCCACUCUUACCUGUAUGAGCCGGACUGGUGCUUCCUGGAGAGUCAGGAGAAGGACCGCCAAGUGCUGGAGGACUUCCCUACGAUCUCCCUGGAGUUUAGAAAUCUGGCCGAGCGAUUCCGCACCGUGAUUGCCGAUACCUGCCAGAAAAUGGGCUGUGGGAUGGCGGAGUACUUGGAGAAGAGAGUGACUUCGGAGAGCGAGUGGGACAAGUACUGCCACUACGUUGCUGGCCUGGUGGGCAUUGGCCUUUCCCGUCUGUUCUCGGCCUCUGGGCUUGAAGACCCCAUGUGUGGUGAAGACACGGCACUGUCCAACUCUAUGGGCCUGUUCCUGCAGAAGACCAACAUCAUCCGCGACUUCUUAGAGGACCUCCGGGAGGGCAGAGUGUUCUGGCCUAAGGAGGUGUGGAGCAAGUAUGUCAAGAAGCUGGAAGAUUUCCCCGAGCCCCAGAACCUGGACCUGGCGGUGCAGUGCCUGAACGAGCUGGUCACCAACGCGCUGCAGCAUGUUCCCGACGUCUUCACCUACCUCUCCCGCCUGAGGAACCAGAGCGUGUUCAACUUCUGCGCCAUCCCACAGGUCAUGGCCAUCGCCACGCUGGCUGCCUGUUACAACAACCAGCAGGUGUUCAAGGGGGUGGUGAAGAUCCGCAAAGGGCAGGCGGUCACCCUGAUGAUGGACGCCACCAACCUGCCCGCCGUCAAAGCCAUAUUCCAGCAGUACAUGGAAGAGAUCUAUCAGAGGAUCCCCGACUCAGACCCGUCCUCCAGCAGGACCAAGCAGCUCAUCUGCAGCGUCCGCACACACAGCCUUGCUAACUGCCAGCUGGUGUCCAGGAGCCACUACUUGCCCGUUUACCUGUCCUGCGCCAUGCUGCUGGCCGCCCUGAGCUGGCAGUACCUCAGCACCCUGACCCAGUUCACGGGGGACUAUGUGCAGGGCGGGGAGCAUUGAGAUGCGCGGCCGGGCCGGACCUUUCUGGACAGUACUACCCCGGCCUCGAUCCCUUAUAGACCCUGGACU